UGCCGCCAUCAGUGAAAGACAAAGACAGAGUUUAUUGAAGGACAGUGAGAAGAUGAGUGAUCCAGAACCCUGCAGAAUUAAACAGGAAGAGACUGAAGAACUCAUAGAUGUGAUUGUGAAGGAGGAGAGUGAAGAACUGAGUGAAGAUGAGGAGAAACAUCAUGUCAAAAGUGAAACUGAAACUCAAUCAGAGACUGAACACAGUAUUUUAAAUGGUUUCACCUGCACUCAGUGUGGAAAGAGUUUCAGCCGGAAAUUCAUUCUCAAGCAUCACAUGAUGAUCCACAGUGGAGAGAAACCGUUCCCUUGCACUCAGUGUGGGAAGAGAUUCACACGAUCAGUAUACCUUAAUCAACACAUGCUGACUCACACUGGAGAGAGACCGCACAGAUGUGAUCAGUGCGGCAAAACCUUUCUGUGGAUUUCAAAUCUGAAGAUCCAUCUUAGAGUUCAUAAAAACGACAAGCCUUACUCAUGCUCUGAGUGUGGAAAGAGUUUCACACUGCAGUCAACUUUAUCACAACAUCAGAAGAUCCACUCUGGUGUUAAAGAGCAUGUGUGCUCUGAGUGUGGGAAGACUUACAGUAGAGCGACAGACUUGAAGAAACACCUGACGAUCCACACCGGAGAGAAACCGUACGCAUGUUCACACUGCGACAGGAGGUUCAGUCAGUUAAAACGACUGAGAGCACAUGUGAGGAGUCACACUGGAGAGAAACCAUUCACAUGUGAUCAAUGUGGGAGGAGUUUCACUCAAUCAUCAUACCUUCAUCAACACUUGAAGAUCCACACUGGAGAGAAACCGCACCAAUGUGAUCAGUGCAGCAAGACAUUUCUGUGGUCUUCAGGGCUGAAGAAACACCUCAGAGUUCAUACAAAGGAGAGGCCUUAUUCAUGCUCGGAGUGUGGAAAGAGAUUCACGCAGACGUCAAGUUUAUCAGACCAUAAGAAGAUCCACGCUGGUGUGAGGGCGUUUGUGUGCGUUAAGUGUAAGAAGACUUUUAUUAGAGCGGCGGGCUUGAAAAUACACCAGAGGACUCACACUGGAGAGAAACCCUGCAUAUGUUCUUUGUGUGGGAGGAGUUUCAAGAAAUCGGCACACCUUAAUCGACACAUGAUAGCCCACAGGAGGGAAAACACACAGAUGUGAUCAAUGCAGCAAAACAGUUUUCAUUCAUACAUAGAUGAAGCCGUAUUCUUGUUCGUUAAAGGGAACUUAGGGAGCUUUCACAUCUGUAGUUCGCUUCAUUUGAUCUGGAUCAAGGGCACCAAAUGAUACACGGUAGGAUUUUCUGCUGUCUUUGGGUCGUUUUCACACCAAACUGUUUGCUUUGGUCCGAACCAGUUGAAAAGAAUCAAAAUGCAGUCAUGUGACAAAAUCCACAUCUCUCAUUGGCCAGAUGUUGUUGAACGUAGUUCCAAAACUGCUUAUCAAUUGGUCAGAAUUAAUGUGCGGGAAAAUGUCAAUGGAGCUCCCGCAAGUAAACAAACCACCAGACACAAAAUGGCACUUUUGACUGUGGAGAUCCGACUGCGCUGGCUGAUUGUAUUCCUGCUCAUAGUAUACUAUAUAGUUUGUAUACAUCACUUUAGACAAACUAUAAAUUUCGAGAAUGAAGUGCGGUUG
This is a messenger RNA of Danio aesculapii, 1627 nucleotides long. Its product is annotated as zinc finger protein 239-like. The record is from RefSeq and is a predicted model, not a curated record. Lineage: Eukaryota; Metazoa; Chordata; Actinopteri; Cypriniformes; Danionidae. Gene Ontology annotation, molecular function: RNA polymerase II cis-regulatory region sequence-specific DNA binding; DNA-binding transcription factor activity, RNA polymerase II-specific. The transcript has 2 exons. Bases 53 to 1150 code for a protein of 365 amino acids. Gene Ontology annotation, biological process: regulation of transcription by RNA polymerase II.